This is a messenger RNA of Diachasma alloeum, 1559 nucleotides long. RefSeq names its product cytochrome P450 4C1. Gene Ontology annotation, molecular function: iron ion binding; oxidoreductase activity, acting on paired donors, with incorporation or reduction of molecular oxygen; heme binding. Bases 3 to 1535 code for a protein of 510 amino acids. Lineage: Eukaryota; Metazoa; Arthropoda; Insecta; Hymenoptera; Braconidae. The record is from RefSeq and is a predicted model, not a curated record. The transcript has 10 exons.
UCAUGAUCGGGAGUAUGCCAGUGCUUGGAUACCUAGCUCUGGCUGCUGCAGGUCUAGCCGCUUUAUUAUUGUGGAAAAGUCUGAGGGAUUUCUGGAUUCGUCGAGCUGCUCUUUUGAAAUUUGCCAUGACUCUUCCGGGUCCUUCGACGCUUCCAUUACUGGGGAAUGCGCUUCAGUUCGCAGUCAGUCCUGAUGAGACCCUCGACCGAGUCGUCGAGAUCAUACGAAGUAACAAAUCAACAUUUCGCUUCUGGCUGGGACCCAAACUCGUCGUUAUUUUAACAGAUCCUCGAGAUUACCAAACAAUUUUUGCGAGUUCAAAGGCAUCGUACAAAGACCCAAUCUACAGGCUGAUGGAGCCAGCGGUGGGUCAAGGCCUCGUCAGUGCCUCAGGACCGGUGCAUAGGACUCAACGAAAAAUCGUCAUGCCGAUGCUCAAUGGAAAAUCAUUGACGACGUACUUGAAGUAUUUUAAUAUUCACAGCCAUUACUGCGGGCAACUGUUGGGGGACAGAGUCGGAUAUGGAGAGUUUGAUGUUCUUCCUUUCAUGACCAAUUGCACAACUGAUAUGAUGUUCGAGACAAUUUUCGGGGUUUCCGGUGCUGCGCAGAAAGGGGGAUACAAACAGUUUGUACACUAUUCCGAUCGGAUCUACGAAUUGCUACAUUUGCGAAUGUUCAAAGUCUGGUUGCAUCCAAAUUUCAUAUUUGAGAAUACGAAAAUCGGGGAAGAACAGAAGGCGGGGUUGAAGAUAGUUCAUGGCGUUGUAGAUCAGACGAUUUCUAGAAAGAAAAGAGAGCACUCCGCCCUCGCAAGAGGAGCGAUAAAGGCGGACAGGCCAAGAGUAAUGUUAUUAGAGCAGUUGAUCGAUCACAGUAUGAAAAAUAAUGUAAUGAACGACCUGGAUCUCCGGUAUCAAAUCUACACUGUUUACAUCGCCGCUCAAGAUACAACAGCAGUUAUCUCGUCGUUUACGUUACUGAUGCUGGCGAUGCAUCCGGAAGUGCAGAAGAAGGUUCGAGAGGAAGUUGACGAGGUACUUGGCGAGAGUGAGGAUGUGAGAGAGGAGCAUCUUUCUAAAUUGAGGUACUUGGAGAUGGUCAUCAGAGAGACACUGAGACUUUUUCCAAUUGCUCCGUUGAUGGUGAGGAAAACCACUGGACGAAUUGAAUUAGAGAGUUGCACACUCCCUGAAGAUUGCUCCAUCGUCCUCGCAGCCUUCAUGACCCACAGAAGCGAAAAAUACUGGAAUGAACCCGAGAAAUUCGAUCCAGACAGAUUUCUCCCUGAAAACAUCAAGAAGCGGCAUCCAUAUGCUUAUGUUCCCUUCAGUGGAGGUCCUCGGGGUUGUCUCGGGCAGAAGUUCGCCAUCAUUUGCCUCAAGACACUUGUCGCCAACUUGAUCAGAAGCUACAGUUUUGAGACGAGUGAGAAAAUGGAGGAGAUUAAAUUGAAAAUGGAUAUUUCUAUCCGCUCGCGGAGUGGAUACAGGGUGAAAAUAAAAAGAAACUACAGAAAAAAGAAUGAAAAUUGAAUAGUAAGGAAAUUGUAACGAUUU